AUGGAUAGUGACGGCGUACGACACAUUAUAGCUGCGUUGGGAGUAGUUUAUGAACCUAAAUCCACAAAUGCACAGCGAAGAGAAGCGCAGAUCUUCUUGGAGUCGGUCAAAUCCAACCACGAGUCGCCCUAUUGGGGCUUCCAGCUAGCGCUUCCGGAAAACAAUGCGUCUAACCAUAUAGUGAGGCAUUUCGGGUUGUCCUUGUUGCAGGCCUCGAUACGUUAUAGAUUUCAAACUUUUGAUUCCACAAAAAUUGCCGCCAUCAGAAACUGGAUCGUCGAGUUGGCCAAUAAAGUCGAGCCCACCGAUCCCCACUACAUAAAGGAGAAGAUUGCGUUUUUGUGGGUCGCGUUGGCCAAGAGGAUAUGGGGCUCCUACUUGGCGAAGCAACAAUCCGAUGACUUGCACUCGGAAAAUAGCCACAACCACGACUCGGCCGAAAACGACGAGUGCAAGGAAACUGUAACUACAAAGGAGAGGGAAGACGGAUGGGUCUCAAUGGAUUCUAACUUAUGGACGCUAUGGAACAGCAACAUCACCUGUCGAGAGUUGUCGCUAACAAUCAUCCGCACCUUAUUCGAGGAUGUUUACUUAUUGGAUGACCCCAUCGCGUCCAAAAACAGUGCAAUCCUUAAUCAGCUCUCGGUGUUGAUUGUGACACCAAACAGGAUCCUAGACGACAUUUAUGAAGAUAACCCUAAAGUCAGCGUGUGCAAAUUUUCGUCCGACGGUUGGUUUAUCUCGUGGUCGAGUUUUUUAUCAGAGAUAUUGUCGAGUAACCAAGAAGACUCAAACAAGUUUGUUUCCAAAAUCUUGUCCAUGUUCAAAACCUGCUUGCACUGGAUCCAUCCAACGGUAUUGCGCGAGGAAAACAUUAUGCAAACCUUGAUCAAGAUGUUGUCGGUGUCGGACAUCAAGAUCAAAAUCUUGACCGUGGACUGUUUGCAUAUUCUCUUCACCAGGGCCUACGCCAAGGACGAAGAUUUUGAGUUUUUCAUUGGCUCGGUGUUUACCACAGAGGGGAUCAACAAGUUGUCUGAGUUUUACCAGUCGCUCACUUUGGACCCAGAUGAUAUAGACGAACAAGUUUACUCGCUUUUAAAGAAAACCGUUGAAAUGAUUGUCUCGCUUAGCGAGUACUUGAAUAUAACAUCCAAAAACAAGAUCAAUUGGGACACCAAUGACGUUAGUGGCUAUCUCAGAUUGGUCUUGAGCACUACGAAUCAUCCAAGUUUAAUCAUUAGUGGAUUAUCCUUGCAGAUGUGGGUCACCAUCUUAAGAUUCGACGAGUUGAGCGCCAAACAGCAGGUUAUCGAUGUAAUGAUGCCCCUAUUGGACAUCUCGGCUGAUAGAGUUAUAAACUUUCUCUGGGAUGAAGAGCACGUGUCGAAAAAGUUUUUCGACCUCGAUUUCGACUCGACCCCAGAUGCAAACAGCUUUUUGCUGAAUUUCCGCAAGUUCCAUGAAGAUAUCAUUCGAAUAACAGUUUGCAAGAAACCGGAGGAAGGGCUCAUGUGGCUUGAAAACAGGUUGCAAGUGUUUUUCAGCUCGGAUUUGGGCAGCAAGUGUAUAAAUGACUAUCAUCUCGGCGAGAAAUCCAAAGCGUUCAAUUAUGGCUCGUCCCAAUUCAACACUAUUGAAAACAGCAUCCGAGGGAUAUCGCGUUGGAGAAUCUGGUACAAUGGCGACGAUUACGACGCCAUAAACGACAGGCUCAACAAGCUCGUGAUCCAGCUUUGUGAGCGAUUAUUGGCCAUGAAUUUGGCCUCCCCUUUGAUUAUACGAAAGCAAGUGCAGACUUUGGUCCAAUUUGCACCUUUACUCAAGGAUGACGACAGUGCACUAAUGUUUCAAGUUUUGGAAAAGAUAUUGACCACGGCCACUUUUUCGUGGCCGGAAAACAUUUCCGAUGAGGAAAGAACGUUGAUCAGCGACUUGAAAAAUAGCUGUGGCACGGAACUAAACCGACUAGCCUAUAUCAUGCCCGAAACUUUGAAGAAAAUCUUUGAUGACCUAGAGAAUGUAGUCGCCAACAUCUUGUCUUCGAAAGAAAUCAGUCCUCAUCAAAAUGUCGCGUUCAAGUCGUUUUUGUUGGUUAUAUCGUCGAGGUCUUCUAUUGAUGACAAGAACGACCUCUUUGCCAAAGUUGUUGACCCGGAUCUUUCAGCAUGGUCUGCUCCAGAAACUGAAAAGGGCUUGAUGGACUUGCACUGGUUUAUGGAACGGAUUGGGAUUGCCGAAAUUGCGUCCUAUUUCCAGAGCCGCGGUAUCACAGCAAAUACCAACUUGCUAGAGGCGGCAAUGGACGAAGAAGGGAAAAUAUUAAAGGAGAAAUUGAGGGAUCAUUGGAGCUUGAUUUUCCCAAUCAGAGCUACCCGGAUAUAUAUUCAGUACAGUAUUGAGAAGUUGAGCCACGAGCUGCCGGAAUAUAUCAAUUUGCUCAAGCUAUGGAAACCCCGGGUGCAACCAAUAAUACCGCACAUCUUGCAGUUGUUGACCCAGAUUCAAGCAUACCAUGAUCCAGCAAACUGGGUCGAUCUACCUGUUGAGGUGCAAAGUUUCGUCAAGGACAGCUGCACCGAGAGGUUUUGGCAGCAGGGUGUUUCCAUUGAAUCCAAGGAAUCGUUUAUGGAAGAGAAUGUUAAAGCAGCGCGCACUUUGCGAGACUUUGCAGACUCAGUGGGGCAAAUGAUACGUUACACGCGAGAGUACGCUUUUUUGACGGUGGGGUCCUUGGCACAAUUGGAGGACACGCUCUAUGAAAUCCCAAACAUUGCCUCCAUGAUUUGGAAAGCUGUGGCUGGUGACACGGUUGGAGUCACGCUUCACUCGUGGAAGCAUAUGAUCAAUAGUUGUCUCCGGGUGGUGAUUAAAUUUUGUCCCGUGAAAUAUGUCGAGGUGUUUAUGAGUGAGCUUCUACCGAAGGCCCUUGUCGAUAUUGACAAUGUGAUUGUCUCAAGAUGGGAAGAAGUGUACAAGUGCGGUCUUCAACUCCACGGCAAUGAAGAUGACGCAACAUUGUCCGAGGAAAUGAUGGAGGAGCACAUGCUUCGACAGUUGACAGCAACCGUGGUCAGAAUGUUGAUGGACAUUGUCGGCCAGUACAACUCCAAGUUGCUCACCGAUACCCAGUUUGCCAGCCGGAAGUUGGUUAUUGAACACAAGGAAGUUCUCGCGCCAUUCUUGCAGAUAUGCUGCCACAUUAUCGCACUCAAGGACACCAAGUGCUCGUUCAAUACCAUUUUGGUGGUACGAAACAUCCUCAACGAAGUGACAUCCAAAGACGACGAAGUUGACAAGUUCCUAUGUGAUAAUUUGAUUCCAGCACUACUAAAAGUGUUGUUGGAUGAUUAUUUCGUGGAAACGCACGGAGAAGCAGCGCUUGCAUUGACCACUUUGUACUGCCAGUUGCGUUCCAAGAACGACUAUGCAGCGAGAGUCUUGAUGCAGAAUCUUCCCAACAUCAAGGCGCAGCACAUCUCCAAUUUCGAGUCGAUGCUAGUCUCGUCCAAAUCCUUGAGACACCAGAGGGCCGCUUUGCUUGAACUUGUCAAGAUUUCCAAGGACAGCGAAGGGUACGAAGACGAUGAGAUGAACAAGAGGAAGAAAGAGUUGGACCACAUAUCCAAGCGAAAGAAGAUUGGAAGCGAGAGCGAUGUCAUGAAUGACCCAUUGACAGAGAAUAGUGCACUAGGAACCUUGUUCGGGAAUGAAUGA
This is a messenger RNA of Lodderomyces beijingensis, 3717 nucleotides long. Lineage: Eukaryota; Fungi; Ascomycota; Pichiomycetes; Serinales; Debaryomycetaceae. The record is from the annotation of a GenBank genome assembly.